GAAUUCAGGUCAAAUUUGGUGCGCAGGCUGAGGGUCAACCCCACCCAAACCCAACCCAGUGUUCCCCCAAAUCAAAGAACCCUUCUCAGCCGAUACUCCGCCUUUUCCUCUCCUCCUCCUCCGCCUCCGCAAGGAUCGGAAACCCUCAUACCUCAUCUCAAUAUUUCCCCAUAUUGUAAAACCCUCACCUACUCCUCUACUCAUCUCCGCUUUCCUCUCUGCCCGUCGCGGAACUAAAUCGGACAGGGAAAUGGAGAUAUCUUUGCUGAAAUCACUCCUCAACAGCAUCACUAGUUUUUUACAAUUAUCCACUAGUGAAAGCAUACAAACUGAACCAGUUCAGACAUAUCACCCAAAGAUUGAGGAGAUUUUGAAGCUUCUAAAGCCAAUACUUGAUGCGAUUGCUGAUGCUGAAUUUGUCUCCGAUGAAAUGGUUCAAGGAGCAUUUGCUGGAAUCCUACAAUCUGUUGAUGAAUUGAAAGAUAUUUGUGAAAAUUGGCAACCAUUGAUGAGUAAAGUUUACUUUGUUUUACAAGUUGAGUCACUUAUGUCAAAGAUUAGAAAUCAUGGUGUGGAUAUUCUGGAGUUGCUCAAGUCAUCUGAUCAAUGCUUACCUGAUGAACUCAGCCCUGCAUCUCUUGAGCAAUCUGUACUGAAAAUCAAGCAUGUGGAAUCUGAGCAAACUUCGUCAAUAAUCAUGGGUGCUAUCAAGGAUCAUGUGGAGGGUUCUGGAGCCAGUGCAGAGAGCCUGGCAGAUGUUGCUGAUUGUUUGGGAUUAAAGUCAAAUGAGGAACUUCUAAUUGAGGUUGUGGCUCUUGAGAAGCUGAAGGAAAAUGCUGAACAAGCUGACAAAUCUAGUGAAGUUGAUUAUAUAGAUCAAAUGAUUGCCCUGGUCAGCCACAUGCAUGACCUCCUUGUUAUGAUGAAACAGUCAGAAACCUGUAAUCCUGUUGCCAUACCUCCUGACUUUUGUUGCCCUCUUUCACUUGAACUCAUGACCGAUCCUGUUAUUGUUGCAUCUGGGCAAACAUAUGAGCGGGCUUUUAUAAGAAGGUGGAUAGAUCUUGGGCUUACUGUCUGCCCAAAGACGCGACAGACUCUGGCGCAUACAAAUCUUAUUCCUAAUUACACUGUCAAGGCUCUCAUUGCAAAUUGGUGCGAAUCGAACAAUGUGAAGCUGCCUGACCCAAAAUCAAUCCACUUAAAGCAGCCUUCUUCACUACUUGUAAAUGCUGAGUCUGGUGGUGUCAGAAGAGGUAACAACUCUGGAACUCCUGAAAGGUCUAUUGGUUCUCCCUUAGUGGGUUCUGUCCCAUCGAUUGCCACACGAAGAGAUGGAACUUCCCCAUCUCAUCCACGUUCAUUGUCUGAGGAUUCUUUCGCAGAAGCGGCUAUAAAUGGAAAUGUGUUGGAUAUAGAAAGAAUGUCCUUGAAAAGCUCUGAAGAUAGGUCAGACCAUUCGGGUGAGAGAACUUUGAACUCAGGUGGUUUGGGUCUUAUGUCCCCAUCUAGAAAUGGUGGAGCUAGUGCUGAUGUAGAGUUACCUCAGGGGCAUAAUCGAACCAAUUCAGCGUCCAGUACACAUUCAAAUUCUAAUAUGUCGCAGGGAACAGCAGCUGAUGGCAAUGAAGUAGCAUCACAUGCUUCAGCGUAUGGUAGUGAUGCUUCUGGUGAGCUUAAUGCUGAGUCUCGACCUGCUUCUAACUUAAGUGCUCCACAAAGAGACACUGAUGCCCCUUCUAGGCUGGAAACAAGACUUCGUGGCCAAGCAAUAUGGCGUAGGCCAUCAGAAAGAUUUGUCCAACGACUUGUUUCUUCUCCUACUGUGGAAAUGAGGCCUGACCUGUUAGAGGUUGAAACUCAAGUCAAAAGGCUGGUUGAGGAUCUUAAGAGCAGUGACAUUGAUGUGCAGAGAUCUGCUACGCACGACAUUCGGGUUUUGGCUAAGCAUAACAUGGACAACCGAAUAAUUAUUGCAAAUUGCGGGGCUAUUAACUUAUUGGUGAAUCUACUACGCUCAACAGAUUUGGCAGUACAAGAACAUGCUGUUACUGCUCUUCUCAACCUAUCAAUUAAUGAUAACAACAAGACUGCCAUUGCAAAUGCUGAAGCUAUUAAACCCUUGAUUUAUGUCCUUGAGACUGGAAGUCCUGAGGCCAAGGAAAACUCUGCUGCAACUCUCUUUAGCCUUUCUGUGAUGGAAGAAAACAAAAUCGAGAUUGGGCGAUCAGGUGCAAUCAAGCCUUUGGUUGACUUACUGGGAAAUGGAACUCCGAGAGGCAAGAAAGAUGCUGCCACUGCACUGUUUAACUUGUCCAUCAAUCAUGAAAAUAAAGCACGCAUAGUGCAAGCAGGCGCAGUCAAAUAUCUCGUUGAGUUGAUGGACCCUGCAUUUGGGAUGGUUGAUAAGGCGGUGGCUGUUCUGUCGAAUCUUGCGACUAUUCAUGAAGGAAGGACGGCAAUUGGUCAGGAAAAUGGGAUCCCCGUUCUGGUUGAAGUUGUUGAGUUGGGGUCUGCAAGAGGUAAAGAGAAUGCAGCUGCUGGUCUUCUUCAGCUUUGCACCAACAGCGCUAGAUAUUGUAAUAUGGUUCUUCAGGAAGGUGCUGUUCCCCCAUUAGUGGCCCUCUCACAGUCUGGAACACCGAGAGCCAGAGAAAAAGCACAGCAACUUCUUAGCUACUUCAGAAAUCAACGCCAUGGUAAUACGGGCAGGGGUUGAUCCGUGUGUUGAAGUUGCAAAUAUUGUGGUAAAAACUGUAUUAAAUGUGUAAAUUCUGAACUGAUGUUAGAUCAUGUACGUGUCUUGGCUUUAUUUUCCCCUUGCUCUUUAUUUUUUCAUUCCCUUUCCAUUUGUUCUCUAUAUUGAAAGAACGACUUAUUAAUUUGUGAAAGAUUGGUGUUGAGUUUCUCAAGUUAUCCUGUAUUCGUUUGAUAGAGAAAAAUAAUACUAGUGUGUAUUUUGUAAGCUUCUCUGGACUCUUUAUUCAUACAGUUUUGGGGGUGCCUUUUCCAUUGUUAA
Molecule: messenger RNA, 3019 nt
Organism: Salvia hispanica
Lineage: Eukaryota; Viridiplantae; Streptophyta; Magnoliopsida; Lamiales; Lamiaceae
Gene: PUB4
Product: RING/U-box superfamily protein with ARM repeat domain-containing protein
Biological process (GO): protein ubiquitination
Molecular function (GO): protein binding; ubiquitin-protein transferase activity
Source: RefSeq, a predicted model, not a curated record